GUGACUGAAGUCCGGGUGGGAGGGGCCGGAGGUUCAAUCUUUCCGACUGACGAGCCUCUCAGACCGGCCGGUCCACCGUGGGACAGAGAGGGGCUGGUGGCGUCGCUGGCGCUGGCUGUGCGGCGGCAGCCUUCUGAGUGUGGCGUAGACAUUCUUGGAAUGCGAGUCUCAUCUGUCUCCAUGUGGUCCAUCAGCAGCCUAAGCAUCAGUGUAGACAGGCUCAGACAUGCCAAGGCGCCUCGCAGACAGCUCCCAUGUGAACAAGAUUGUCUUGAAAAUCUUCACUGAAAUCUUUGCUGGCGGCCAACAAUGGCAAGUAAGGGGCCCUCGGCCUCUGCAUCCCCUGAGAAUUCCAGUGCAGGGGGCCCCAGUGGCAGCAGCAACGGCACUGGUGAGAGUGGAGGGCAGGACAGUACCUUUGAGUGCAACAUAUGCCUGGACACAGCCAAGGAUGCUGUCAUCAGCCUGUGCGGCCACCUCUUCUGUUGGCCGUGUUUGCAUCAGUGGUUGGAGACCAGACCUAACAGACAAGUGUGUCCAGUUUGCAAAGCUGGAAUCAGCCGGGACAAGGUCAUUCCACUCUAUGGCAGGGGCAGCACCGGGCAGCAGGAUCCCAGAGAGAAGACUCCUCCUCGUCCUCAAGGCCAGAGGCCGGAGCCCGAAAAUAGAGGGGGAUUUCAAGGAUUUGGAUUUGGAGAUGGUGGCUUUCAGAUGUCUUUUGGAAUAGGAGCAUUUCCAUUUGGGAUAUUUGCCACAGCAUUUAACAUAAACGACGGACGGCCUCCUCCAGCUGUCCCUGGGACACCCCAGUAUGUGGAUGAGCAGUUCCUGUCACGUCUCUUCCUGUUUGUAGCCCUGGUGAUCAUGUUCUGGCUCCUGAUCGCCUAAUACAGGACCCCUGUUUGCAUCUACAGCAGCACCUCUGGACUGGUGAUGUGCCACACCCACUCCUGGUGUUGGACUUGUUUAAUCCCGACCCCUGGAAUCAAGGGUCAGAAACACAUCAAGGAGUCUUGCUUCUCCAUUAGAGCUUUGGAACUCAAAACCAGUUGGCAAGGAAUCCCCAGUUUCACCACUGCUGUAAACACCCUUCUAUAACCUCAGGUCUUAUGUUGAAUCACUUCUCCUGUUCCAGCCUUCUCAGCAGGUCCCAGCUCUACACAGGGAAGAGAUGGGAAGAAAGAAACAGAGUUUCUUUCACCAGAACUUUAUAUUACAAAAAUGAAGGGAUGAACCAAAUGGUAUUUAUGGAAACUUACUUUCACCUGUUUAAAUACCCUUGGUAAGUGGCCUCUGCUAUUCUGAGAGAUUCCCUUCCAGAUCCCAGUGCUGCUCUGCCUGCCCUCCUGCCCUCCCCUUCCUCAGCAAAGACAGAAGAAUUACUGCCCUGCCCCAAGAAGGUCAUAAUUAUAGCAACAGGAGCUGAAGAUGCUGUGGGACCUUACCAGAGACUCUGGUCUUUGAUUGGCUCUGGGCCUCAUUCAGUGUCUUGGCCCUAGAAAGCAGCUUGAGUGACUGACUGCCUGGUUUCCUGGUAGAUUGUCCCUGGUGUCACUUGGCUCAGAUUUCCCAUCAGCUUUCUCCUCUAGACUACUGCUGAAUUUGAACCAACUACUCUGCUUCAGAGCUUUGAUGCAGGGACAGCAGGACAAGUAUCCCUGCCCCUAGGCUAUAGAAGCCUGAGUAAUCCUCUCUCAGAACUUGCCCAGAGAAACUGGAGGCUUUCUCAGGUCAGCCAGCUGCAUGUAGAACUACCAUCCUCAGAAGCCAUUGUCCUUUUUAAACGCAUUCAGGACUCUCAUUCCACCUGCAGUCCCUGAUGUUGGUAUAGCUUGAUGGAUUUACCUGAAAACUCCUUGAAUGUCUGCUGAACCCAGGGACACAUGAGGCUCCUGAGCAAGCAACCCCUGGUGAUAUGUAAAAGCAAAGGACCACAGUGAUACAGUAUGGUCUUCCUUAUUCUUCCCACAUAUCGAUUUGUUCUUGAAAUUCAUAAGCUGCUUCCUCUGAACCUGAUUGUGGGAGUGUGGUGCCAGGCAGGAGAAUAGUUCACCUGCUCAGACGGUUCUUGCUCUGCCUAUGAGGCUUCAUCUUAGAAAUGUCUCUUACUGGAGACCUCAGCAGGGCAGCAAGAUGAACUUCUACUGGACCCUUUUGUUCACUUCUUCAGCACUCACUGCCCCAGCAAUAACAGAAACCGGGUGGUGACUUUUCUAGAUACGGCUCUCCAUAAUCUGUGGAAUCCUAGACUUUGAGGAUGAUGAGAGAGCCCUCCUCCUCACUCGCGGUCCCCACCUGCCAAUGCCAGUGUUAGUAUCGAAAUGGAUACAGUAUGAAGUAUUGAGUGGGAGGGUGGUUUGGCAAAUCCAGCUGGUAAGAAUAAGCAACUUUAUAAUGUGCUGACAGACUUUAAAUAUUCUGUGUCACUUGGAAAUCCCCAGUCCCGGGGCCCCUGGAGUGUCUCUGUUCUAGAGAGAAUUGGUAGAAUCCCUCAGUGUGGUGUAGCCUUGAGUGGUAGAGGGAAACUUAAGCCAGUGAACACAAAAGAAAUGAGUUUCCCAAAGAAAGGAAAGAAGAGUUUUAAGUAGUGGAGUCAAUCAUUUGGAAUCUGGUGAAAUGGAAUGAGCCCAGGUGUGCACUCAGCAAAGGCAUUCCAGGAGCAUGCCAGUAACAAAGCUGGGAUGGCCAUGUGCCCUUUGUGAACAUUACAGGGCUACACACCUGCCGGCAGCUGAGGCAGGAGAGCCAACUUGGGAGUCCCUUCUCCUUUGUAGGCUAUACUCUUUAGGCUCACCACUCGUCCUGUAGCCAAAUCAGCUUUCCCUUCUUUGUUUUGUAUGUCCUCAGCCUCCACCUUUCUGCCACCCCCAUGGACAAGGACAGUCAGAAAAUGGGAACAUGUAAGGCAGCAUACCUUGACGAGCCACUGAUUUUCACUGUUGUGAAAGCGAUUUGAUUUAGAAUUAAAUGGUUUUACAUUA
Peromyscus californicus insignis is the source of this 2981-nucleotide messenger RNA. It is a transcript of the gene Rnf185, whose product is annotated as ring finger protein 185. The transcript has 8 exons. Gene Ontology annotation, cellular component: endoplasmic reticulum. Lineage: Eukaryota; Metazoa; Chordata; Mammalia; Rodentia; Cricetidae. Gene Ontology annotation, molecular function: ubiquitin-like protein conjugating enzyme binding; ubiquitin protein ligase activity; metal ion binding. The record is from RefSeq and is a predicted model, not a curated record. The coding region runs from base 310 to 888 and encodes 192 amino acids. Gene Ontology annotation, biological process: ubiquitin-dependent protein catabolic process.